CAGAAAUCACAGUGAAGACUUUUUGAAGCAUGCGAGUGUCAGUUGGGUAUUUCUGUUUCAGGCAUAGUAUCAGCCUUGAACAUCUAGACAGUACACGUGUGUCAGGCAGAUUUGAUUGUCUCGCACUUACACCUACAUGUUUCUAUACAGCGCCGCCUUCUGCUUACAGGUCAGAUAAUUGUCAUUGUUAUUACGCAGCUGUGCCCUACCCAAGUUGUCUUUUAUGAUCAGUUACCAGAAGGAACAGAAACUUCUCACCGCAUUCCAUUAGACUUGUGUUGUGUACUGGAUACGGUCUCAAAGGGAGAAAAUGACUCAAUUUGAAAACGGCACCUUUGACUACGGCGAUAUAUAUAAUGAUAUUGAGGAGCCAUGUUCAGUGGAGCGCAGAGAAAGCAUUGAGAACUUCCUCCAGUUAUUUAUUCACCCAAUCAUUUGCUGUGUUGGUUUUAUCGGCAACGCUCUCGUGAUCGUGACGUACGCUCUCUACAAGCGAACCAAGUCUAUGACUGACGUGUAUCUGCUGAACGUGGCCAUCGCUGACAUCCUGUUUGUGGUGGCACUUCCUUUGAUUAUCUACAGCGAGCAGUAUGGGUGGUCCAUGGGAAACUUGUCUUGCAAGCUGCUACGUGGCAUCUACAGCAUGAACCUCUACAGCGGCAUGCUGCUCCUGGCUUGCAUCAGUGGAGACCGCUACCUUGCCAUCGUACAGGCCCGCCGGUCCUUCCGGCUGCGUUCAAGCACUCUGCUUUACAGCCACCUGGUCUGUGCAGUCGUCUGGUUGUCGGCCUUGCUUCUAUCCCUUCCCACCUUCAUAUUUUAUGAGCGUUAUCAUCCUGGCCUAUAUGAAACCAGCUAUUUGAACCGUACUGACGGUACUGACGGUACUGACAUUACUGACAUUACUGACAUAACUGACAUUACUGACGGUACUGACGGUGAAGACGGCCCAUAUGUGUGCUUUUUCAAAUUUCAGUCAAACAAAACGGCACGUGUGAUGAAAAUCGCGGUGCCUAGCUCUCAGGUUGCGUUGGGUUUCUUCUUGCCGCUGUUGAUCAUGGGAUUCUGUUACUCCAGCGUCAUUGUCACCCUUCUUCGGGCCAAAAAUUUUCAGAGACACAAGGCAGUGCGUGUGGUCCUCACUGUGGUCCUUGUGUUUGUGGUCUGCCAUAUGCCUUAUAAUAUAACGCUGUUGUUGUAUACCGUCAACAUGUUUCAAGAACAGGAAUGCAGCCAUGAGGAGUCUAUCGCAUUGACCAUGACCAUCACGAGAAGUUUGGCGUACCUGCACGCUUGUCUCAAUCCCCUGCUGUAUGCCUUCAUUGGAGUCAAUUUCAGAAACCACUUCCGGAAGAUCCUACGGGAUCUGUGGUGCUUGGGGAAGAACUACAUGUCAGCAAGACGGUCCUCACGGGUCACCACUGAAAUGUAUAUUUCACGGCGCUCUAUGGAUGGCUCAUACAAUGACAAUGGCACUUCAUUUACCAUGUGAUUGUCAAGUGUCCAGCAUUGACAUUGACUGACAGACUGAUUAGCACUGAUCAAAAAUGAAAAUUCACUCAUCAGUUAUUCACCUUCAUGUUGUUCCAAAUCUGCAUGACCUUGUCUUUUGUGUUUAGUUUUUUUGACUGGGACAACAUGAGGUUGAGUAAAUGAUGAAUGAAUGUUUUCUUUUUUAUUUUGAUUUUGAGAAAUGAUGCUAAUUACAAACCAAAGGGGGAAAAUGGUUGUUCCAUGUUUCCACAUGUUAAAACAGCAGUGUAAAAAGUCUAAUGUAUAUGAAUAGAUUAGGUUAAUUAAUGUGUGCUAUAUGUAGUACUAAUGCAGAAUGUUUUUAUUUUUUAUUUUUGUACUGUUUACCUUUUGUACAUAGAUUCUUUAAUAUUGCCUAAUGUACUUGAGAUGUAAACAUUUGAAGUUUUAUCUAAAUAAAUUAGGCAAUGCAAUAACAAAUCUUGAAAUGAGAUCCAGUGCUGAGAACCGAUGCACCAACUGAGGCGUACAACUUUUUUCAAAAGGAUUUUUAAAAAUUAAUCACAGGUUUUGAAUUAUAUUGAAAGUCUAGAACAUGCCAUGACCUUUGAGAUGUUAUCUUUGACCUCGAUGCAUAAUCUCAUACCGUUUUGCAUAACAUUCCUCUACAAAAACUAGCUCCUUCCCCCAAACAGUUAUCUUCUGCAUAUCUGAUCAUCAAUGAAAAGACCGUUUUACUGCCAUAGCAGUUUUUAAAAUUAUUUUAAGUUAUUUUAUUAAACAGGACAUUUUUCCAUUAGCUGCAAGUUUCACAAAAUUGACAUGAACUGGCUGCUGCUGCUAUGAGUAUGAACUUCUCCAUUACUGAAACAAACACAGAACAAUGUACUUCUAUGUGUUUUGUCACUGUAAUUCUAGAACCGGAUAUUCAGUGGCAUGAACACGCGAUUUCACACUUCAUUUGUGUCUGAUUCCUAGAACUCAGACUAAAUGAAUGAAAAUUUAGUUUUUAUUGCUAAAGUUAGCUGACAAAAUUGCAGAGCAUUGUUUAAAAGGCAAGUUUUGAAAGUCAAGUUUAAAAGCUUAAAAGCUCAAUAACGAGUGUUGCUUUGGACCCCACUGAUGUGCUCUGUAAGGAUAAAAUAUUUAAAACAUUUUUCAAAAUAUCUUUUGUGUUUCACAAAUAAUAAUAUUAAGUUUUUAAAAGUUAAACUUAAAAAGCAUUGCGACUCCAAAAAUGCUUUUUGUUUAACGCUGUCCAUGUUAAAAUUAGAGACUGAUGUAAUUCAGGUGAGUGCUGAGGGCUCAGUAAAAGUAUCCUGUUGCCCCCAAGCGGUCUCCUACUUGAAGCCAACACGGAAGUAACUAAAACUGCAAUUCGUCGACUGGCCGCUAGAGGCUGGCUCCAAAAAGGAGUCAAUCCCAUAGACCUCCCAUGUUAAAAUGCCCAACUUCACAGCUGAAAAAAAUGUUUACCGCCUGGUACAAAAAGUGAUUUUGGUAUAUAUAGGUCAUUUUGCCCUUCAUGAAAACUGUGAGGGGGGUGAAUUUUUUUUUUUUUUUUUUUUUUUAACAAC
Labeo rohita (rohu) is the source of this 3050-nucleotide messenger RNA. It is a transcript of the gene ccr6a, whose product is annotated as chemokine (C-C motif) receptor 6a. Gene Ontology annotation, biological process: G protein-coupled receptor signaling pathway; immune response. The transcript is spliced from 2 exons. NCBI's taxonomy places the organism in Eukaryota, Metazoa, Chordata, Actinopteri, Cypriniformes, Cyprinidae. Gene Ontology annotation, cellular component: membrane. The record is from RefSeq and is a predicted model, not a curated record. Gene Ontology annotation, molecular function: G protein-coupled receptor activity. The coding region runs from base 311 to 1492 and encodes 393 amino acids.